UUUAAGAUUUCCUUGCGAGAAGGACAUAGCCUUGACCUUUUUGAAAUCGGAAGCGCCAUUUGUUCUAGUGCGAAUUCGAGGUUGACCUCUCGUUUCUUUUAUUCUCUCAAAACAGACUCAACGUAGGUCUGAUACAUUCUCAAUACUGAUAAAAAAUGGCUCAGAUGUUGGCUAAGCCUGGGUCCACUGGACAGAUUCCCAUCUUGCCCAGAUCACCAUCAAGUCUGAUCAACAAAGCUGGGGUCAAGCCAGCUUUGAAAACUAUCUCAGAGAAAACUGAAACACCAUCAUCAUCUUCAUUAGGAAGGAAAUCAUCAGCAGACGCGACCAGGAGUGAUAUGGCUUCCAAUAAGGAGUCGUUUAAUAUAAAAGAUGUUGAGCACAAGGGAGAAUACUACAUCCAAUCGCAGCAGCUCCAUGCUGCCAAUGCCAACUCGAGGCUUGAGCAUCUGUGUGCUCUUGACAUUGACUCAGAGCCUGGAAGGAUUCGAAUGACUGGCAUCAUCUGUACCAUAGGUCCAGCAUGCCGAGAAGUGCCAAUGCUGCAGAAGAUGAUUGCGGAAGGAAUGAACAUCGCCAGGCUAAACUUUUCACAUGGAACGUAUGAAUAUCACAAAGGAAGUAUCGAGAAUAUCCGUAAAGCUGUGGAAGGUUUCUCUGAGCCUAGAUCAGUAGCUAUCGCCUUGGACACUAAGGGACCAGAAAUUAGGACAGGUUUGAUUCAUGGGAGUGGCACUGCGGAAGUGACAUUAGUGACUGGUGAAAGCAUCAAAGUGACCAUUGAUGAUGCCUUCAUGGACAACUGCAGUAAGGACGUCCUGUGGGUAGACUACCAAAACAUAGUGAAUGUGGUCAACCCUGGUUGUAGGAUCUUCAUUGAUGACGGCCUGAUCUCAAUCAUUUGCAAGGAGAAGGGCCCAGAUUUUCUGCUCUGUGAGAUAGAGAAUGGUGGAGUUCUUGGAUCCAAAAAAGGAUGCAAUCUUCCAGGGACGGCUGUUGACCUUCCAGCCGUUUCAGAGAAAGACAAGGCUGACCUCCAGUUUGGUGUGGAAAUGGGGGUGGACAUGGUGUUUGCUUCCUUCAUUCGAGAUGCUGAUGGCAUUAAAGAGAUUCGUAAAGCUCUUGGACCCAAAGGUACUAACAUCAAAAUCAUUGCCAAACUUGAGAACCAUCAGGGUAUUCGCAAUUUUAUGGAGAUCUUGGAGGAAACUGACGGUGUGAUGGUGGCCAGAGGCGACAUGGGCAUUGAGAUCCCCCCAGAAAAAGUAUUCCUGGCCCAGAAAAUGAUGAUAGGCUGCUGUAACAGAGCUGGAAAGCCAGUUAUUUGUGCCACACAGAUGUUGGAGAGUAUGACAACCAAACCUAGAGCUACCAGAUCUGAAACCAGUGAUGUGGCCAAUGCAGUUCUGGAUGGUGCUGACUGUGUCAUGUUAUCUGGAGAGACAGCCAAGGGCAAGUUCCCACUGGAGACUGUCAGACAUAUGCACAGAAUUUGCAGAGAGGCAGAAUCUGCAAUCUUCCACAGGAAUGUUUUUGAAGAUUUGAGGCGAGAGACUCCAUUGUACACAGAUUCUACUCAUACCAUCGCUAUAGCUGCUGUGGAGGCAUCUUUUACUUGUAUGGCAGCAGCCAUAGUUGUCUUGACAACUACCGGCAGAUCUGCCUAUCUUGUCUCUGCAUACCGUCCACGUUGUCCUAUCUUGGCUGUCACAAGGAAUGCCCAGACAGCUAGACAGGCACAUUUAUAUCGUGGUAUUUUCCCAAUACAUUAUGUAGCACCAAAGAUGAACGAGUGGACAGCAGAUGUAGACAGGAGAAUCUGGAAGGCCAUCAGUGUAGGACUGGAGAGGAACAUGAUCAAAGAAUCUGACCCUGUUGUCAUUCUGACUGGCUGGAAGCCUGGAUCAGGGGCCACAAAUACCAUGAGAAUCAUUGCUGCUCACAAUGAAAUGGACAAGGAGUUGCUUCCUCCUAUUGUGGGCAUGAGCUCUGUCCCGUCCUUCAGUAGAAUGAAGGAUAUGACUGAAGAGUUCUCUGCCAUAUCCGUAGCAUCAGACGAGAGUGGAGAUGUCAAGUUUUUCUAAAUGUCUUUCCAUAGUAACUUUUUUUUUUCUUCUUUCAACAAAAUCAUUAGAGGCAAACACUUGUGUGGCAUGUUGACACUGCCUUAAAUUCCAAUGACUGUGUUCUCUCAAUUAGUCCAUGCAUGUACUUAUGUCUACAGCUGAGCUAAAAAAAAAAUUUCAAAAAUCAACAAACCAUCAACAUUGAUUGUCCUGCCAGCUUCGGUUGAACUUUUUUUUUUCCCUUCUUGUAGUACUUAUUUGUGCUAGCUUGCCUCCUAAGCUUUAGCUGUACAUGUCAUUGUUCAUGUCCUAUGCAGACACCUUUUUUUUUUUUUCACAUGUGUUUGCACGAAAAGAUUAUGAAAAGAUAAAGUUUUGAAAAGGUAACAUUAACAAACAUGUUGGAAUUUAAUGAAAUCAGGAAUGACUAGAUCAACACAUGAAUAUGCAUAGGAGUAGUUAUCUUCUUUUGAAGGAAAGUCUGUACUGGAUAAGAUAAGAUAAUGUUAUUCAGAAAGCCUUGUUGAUUGGGAGAAUAUAAGGAGUGUUUUGAAAUGCAAAGACUGUGACUAUAAUCAUACUCAGACCUUUGUCUACCAUCAAAUCAGGAUGGUACUCAGAGGCUUUUAUUUUAUUUUGCUGGUUUGCCUUUGCGUUAGCCUUUUUUUAUAAGACAAUUUUUUUUUUCAUGUUAGCCCUUUGUAUAGUGACAGCCUAAUAGAACAUAAGUCUCUUUUUUGAUACAAGCUUUCCAGUUGUAUGUCCAUGUACCAGAUUUCAUCCUGUAAUUAUUAUGCAUGUAGUUAAUUUAUUACAGUCACCUUUUAUUUGGAGUCUUACUAUUUUAUGUAUUUAUAUCUAUAGAGUUUUGUUUCUAGUUCUUGAGAUUAAUGGCAGUGCUUCUCAAAUUAGUGAGUUGUUUGCUCCCACUCUUUUUUUUUUCCCCAAAAAAUGUUUCUUUAUUUGUGGAGGGCAUUACUCACCAGUUGGGGAGAUACUGUCUUAUUUAAGUAUCCACCAGUUUCUAAGACCUGGGUGUACAUAUAUUUAUAUAGAAAGAAAAAACAACAGCUUAUUUUUUUGUAUCUUUUAGUAUAAAAGUCAAAAAGCCUGAAGCCAAAAGUAGGCUUUUUUCUUUUUUUUUUUUUUUUUUACUAGUUAGUUUUAAUUAUUCACUAGUUUGGAGAAAGAAAAAAAAAAAGAUGGGUUGACAUUUGCUAGGGCAUUUUUCUUACAGUUAAAGGCCAUGUACAGAACUCCAGCCAAUGUUGUAAAUCUGUUGACUUCUAGAGAAGCAAGUAAUUUAACCACACACAAAAAAAAUGUAUGUCCAAAUCAUGACACUAUCUUGAAUAUCAAAAAAAAAAAAUGUGAUAUUUUCUUGUGUGUUUCAAACCAUUGGCUUUGAUUCUAUGAUUGUUGGGUUGUGUGUUGAUGGACGCUAGAAUUUGUAACGCAUUAAACACUUUUUUUUUUCUUGUGAGUUGAACAAAAAAAAAGCCUUUUUUAAAUUUA
This is a messenger RNA of Biomphalaria glabrata, 3581 nucleotides long. Its product is annotated as pyruvate kinase PKM-like. Bases 156 to 2084 code for a protein of 642 amino acids. Gene Ontology annotation, cellular component: cytoplasm. The transcript is spliced from 17 exons. Gene Ontology annotation, molecular function: potassium ion binding; magnesium ion binding; pyruvate kinase activity. The record is from RefSeq and is a predicted model, not a curated record. NCBI's taxonomy places the organism in Eukaryota, Metazoa, Mollusca, Gastropoda, Planorbidae. Gene Ontology annotation, biological process: glycolytic process.